UGCUCGCGGCUUCUGUAAGAGGAGCAGGGACACUUGCUGCGGACAGAGGAGACAGAGACAGGAGACGCUGCUUCGGACCAACACAACAGAUCACUUUCACUCGACCCACAACGUCGCAACAUGUCUUCAAAGUGCCCCAAGUGUGACAAGACGGUGUAUUUCGCUGAAAAGGUGUCAUCGCUGGGGAAGGACUGGCACAAGCUGUGUCUGAAGUGCGACCGCUGCAACAAGCUCCUGAACGCCGGAGGCCAUGCUGAGCACGAUGGACGACCCUACUGCCACAAACCGUGCUAUGCUGCCCUCUUUGGGCCAAAAGGUGUGAACAUCGGUGGCGCCGGCUCUUAUGUGUACGAUGCUCCAGCCAACAACAACGCUCCCACUACUGUGGAUUCGGUCCCCAGAGCCGAGGAGAAGCGAGUGUUUGCACCAAAGGCAGCUUCGAAGGCUGCUGGCGGCAUCACCACCUUCUCUGGAGAGGCCAACUUGUGUCCCCGAUGCAACAAGAAGGUGUAUUUCGCCGAGAAGGUGACUUCACUUGGUAAAGACUGGCAUCGACCCUGUCUGCGCUGUGAGAGGUGCAGCAAGACUUUGACUCCUGGCAGCCACGCAGAGCACGACAGCCAGCCCUACUGCCACAAACCGUGCUACGCCGUCCUCUUCGGGCCCAAAGGCGUGAACACUGGUGGUGUUGGCAGCUACAUCUAUGAAAAGGAGCCCAGUGCAGUGACCCAGCCUUGAACCUUGUGUCCCCCCCAGCUUCAUCCCUCUUCUCUUCACAGCGCCAACCAUCAACCACAGUAUUAUUCAUGGGCCGUUCUUCUUCCUCCCACCUGUGCGCUCAUACCCGAGAAAACCACAUCCUUUUUCUCCUGUAACCCGCUCACAGCUGAUUUAGCACCACGAGGAAUGAUUGAUACAUGUAUUUGUUCCAAGAGAGCCACAGCCAGCAUUCCCACAGGUUGUUACAAACAAUUAAAAACAUUUUAUUUUUCUUUCUCCAUGUUAACACAUUUCUAAAUGUUGUCACAGUUGAAUAGAAAGGUCUUGUAUAUCAAUUUUGAACCCAGGAACCGUACGACGGACUGUCUGUUUUAGGAAGACGUAUGUUUUGUUUAACAUAAAUGUGAUCAGAAUGAUUGUCGAGUUCGGUACGGUGCGUUGUUGGUUGACGUGCGUUGUGGGUUGAGGUGCAGCCACAGCCAUAGGAAUUUCCAUGAUGCUGCUUCAGGCACAGGUGGUGCUUAGGAGCAUGGUGCCAUACAUCUGUAUUUUGUAAAUGCCAUAUUUACAUUUUGGCUGCUUGACAACAUUCCAAAUGUAAAAUCAAACAAAACAAACGUUCCAACAGAUUUGAAAGAGAUGGAAAAAGAUUUUCAACCCAACCGUAAACCUGUACCAUGAAUUUAUUUGACUUCUGAGAAUAUGUAACCUGUUUAAUUUUUAAACCAAGAUCAACUGCUAGUUAUAUUUUCAAAGUGGGACAGAAUGUGGGUGACGUUGUGCUUCGCCAGAACAGAAAUGCGUAUUUAUACCUUUAAUUCAAGCCCUUAAGUUAAAUAGCUGUCGUACUACUACCCUCUCUGUGAUUAUGAAGGAGGUCAAACGAGGAGACGUAAGCUGCAUAAACUUUACGAUCUAGACUUUUAUUGUUAAUUUCAAAUAAGUAACACUGCUGUUAUUUUUUGAAAGAUGACGCACUAUUUGAAUUAUUAUUUUUUGUUGUUGACAUUAGCAGGAACACCUGCUUAGCUUGUAGAAACACUGCAGACAAGUCAUUCUGUAAGAAUGUGCCUCCUAGUUUUAUUGUUACUGUGUUUACCUGUAGUCGGGCUCCGUAGACACUGCAGGGCCCGAAAUACUGCGUCCCUCUUUUUAAUCCCAUGAAUAAAACCAAACUCUAGAUCUGU
Pungitius pungitius (ninespine stickleback) is the source of this 1907-nucleotide messenger RNA. RefSeq names its product cysteine-rich protein 2 (gene crip2). Lineage: Eukaryota; Metazoa; Chordata; Actinopteri; Perciformes; Gasterosteidae. The coding region runs from base 121 to 738 and encodes 205 amino acids. The record is from RefSeq and is a predicted model, not a curated record. The transcript is spliced from 8 exons.